Messenger RNA from Balaenoptera musculus (blue whale), 1936 nucleotides. RefSeq names its product sorting nexin 6 (gene SNX6). NCBI's taxonomy places the organism in Eukaryota, Metazoa, Chordata, Mammalia, Artiodactyla, Balaenopteridae. The transcript is spliced from 14 exons. Gene Ontology annotation, biological process: intracellular protein transport. The record is from RefSeq and is a predicted model, not a curated record. Gene Ontology annotation, molecular function: phosphatidylinositol binding; dynactin binding. Gene Ontology annotation, cellular component: endosome. Bases 76 to 1296 code for a protein of 406 amino acids.
CUUGCCGGCCGCCGCCGGCUCCCUCCGGCCCGCGGUGCGGUGCGCGCCUGCGCCAGCUCUCGCCUCGGAGCAGCCAUGAUGGAAGGCCUGGACGACGGCCCCGACUUCCUCUCGGAGGAGGACCGCGGACUUAAAGCAAUAAAUGUAGAUCUUCAAAGUGAUGCUGCUCUGCAGGUGGACAUUUCUGAUGCUCUUAGUGAGAGAGAUAAAGUAAAAUUCACUGUUCACACAAAGAGUUCAUUGCCAAAUUUUAAACAAAACGAGUUUUCAGUUGUUCGACAACAUGAGGAAUUUAUCUGGCUUCACGAUUCCUUCGUUGAAAAUGAAGACUAUGCAGGUUACAUUAUCCCUCCAGCACCACCAAGACCUGAUUUUGAUGCCUCAAGGGAAAAACUACAGAAACUUGGAGAAGGAGAAGGGUCUAUGACAAAGGAAGAAUUCACAAAGAUGAAACAGGAGCUGGAAGCUGAGUAUUUGGCAAUAUUCAAGAAGACCGUUGCGAUGCAUGAAGUGUUCCUGUGUCGUGUGGCAGCACAUCCUAUUUUGAGGAAAGAUUUAAAUUUCCAUGUCUUCCUGGAAUAUAAUCAAGAUUUGAGUGUGCGAGGAAAAAAUAAAAAAGAGAAACUUGAAGAUUUCUUUAAAAACAUGGUUAAAUCAGCAGAUGGGGUAAUUGUUUCUGGAGUAAAGGAUGUAGAUGAUUUCUUUGAGCAUGAACGAACAUUCCUUUUAGAAUAUCAUAACCGAGUUAAGGAUGCAUCUGCUAAAUCUGAUAGAAUGACAAGAUCCCACAAAAGUGCUGCAGACGAUUACAAUAGAAUUGGUUCUUCAUUAUAUGCUUUAGGAACUCAGGAUUCUACAGAUAUAUGCAAGUUUUUUCUUAAAGUUUCAGAACUUUUUGAUAAAACAAGAAAAAUAGAAGCACGAGUGUCAGCUGAUGAGGACCUCAAACUUUCUGACCUUUUAAAAUAUUACUUAAGAGAAUCUCAAGCUGCUAAGGAUCUCCUGUAUCGAAGAUCUAGGUCACUAGUGGAUUAUGAAAAUGCUAAUAAAGCACUGGAUAAAGCAAGAGCAAAAAAUAAAGAUGUUCUGCAGGCUGAAACGUCCCAACAAUUAUGUUGUCAGAAAUUUGAAAAAAUAUCUGAAUCCGCGAAACAAGAGCUUAUAGAUUUUAAGACAAGAAGAGUUGCUGCAUUCAGAAAAAAUUUAGUGGAACUGGCAGAGUUAGAACUGAAGCAUGCAAAGGGUAACCUACAGUUGCUGCAGAACUGCCUGGCAGUGUUAAAUGGAGACACAUAAGCCACACUCUGCCUUCCAGUUAAAAAGGGCUGCCUUCCGUCAGAUUUUAUUUUUUUUCUUAAUGAUGCUAGACAUUUACUGCUCACUGGAAACAAAAGAAACAGCUGACAAAGUGCAUCUACUCUCCUCCCUUUUUCUGAGAAACAAUGGCGCGGUGCCGCCCUCGGGUGCUGUGGGCUGCACGGUGGGACCUGCGCGCCUGCGCCGCAGACAGUUGAUGAUCAUCCGCGCCCUCCUCCUCUUCAGAAGCCCAAAGUACUGCCUUUUUUUAAGUAGCCUCUAGAACUGUGUUUAUUUUAUGAAUAGUAUUCCUUAUGGCUGCCAAUCUUAUUUACCUUUAAGUAAUUUCUGAAGUUUAAGCCUUUCAAAAUACGUUGUGUAAACAAGAUAAGGAUUGCCGUUACCUUUUUUUAAAUUUUGUUUUAAAAAAACAUUGUACACCACCUUAGUUCACUCUUGUAUCCUGGUAAAGCAUCUUAAUGAGACUUAUUUUUAAUUAAUGAACGUUUCUUAGAAGUUUUGGGACAGACUACAUAAUCUUUAUAACUAUGAUUUCUGAAGAAAAGCAAAUGCAUUAGUAUGUUUGCCUUAAACUUGUAGACUAAACGAACUAUUGUCAAAUAAACAGUGAUAACAGUAA